CAAACGGUGAUGAAAUGACAAGAAACCCAAUUGCCGGCCUUGGGGAGGGUGGGGGAGAGACCGCGUCCCUGCGUGCGUCCGCCGCGGAGCCCAGACUCCGGUAAUUGCUCCAGACAGGCGGCGCGCGGGGGGCUGGGCGAGGUCGCCGCGUAUAAAUAGCGAGAUUUCCAAUGGAAAGGCGUAAAUAACAGCGCUGGAGAUCCACCCGCGCGCGCACGGGCCGCCUUCCUCCCUCCUCCGCGCGGGGAGACGCGCGCACCCACCGGCCCCAGCGCCUCCAAAGCUUCCUGGAGUCCUCCCCGCGCAGGUUCCUCCCCGCCGGCCUCAGCCAUGGAAGAGCUCACCGCUUUUGUAUCCAAAUCUUUCGACCAGAAAAGCAAGGACGGGAACGCGGGAGGCGGAGGCGGCGGCGGGAAGAAGGAUUCCAUCACCUACCGGGAAGUUUUGGAGAGCGGACUGGCGCGCUCGCGGGAGCUGGGGACGUCGGAUUCCAGCCUCCAGGACCUCACGGAGGGCACCGGCCACUGCCCCGUGCAUUUGUUCAAGGACCACGUAGACAAUGAGAAGGAGAAGCUCAAGGAAUUUGGCACCGCGCGCGUGGCGGAAGGGAUUUACGAAUGCAAAGACAAACGCGAGGACGUGAAGUCGGAGGACGAGGACGGGCAGGCCAAGCUGAAGCAGAGGCGCAGCCGCACCAACUUCACCCUGGAGCAGCUCAACGAGCUGGAGCGGCUGUUCGACGAGACGCACUACCCCGACGCCUUCAUGCGGGAGGAGCUCAGCCAGCGCCUGGGGCUCUCGGAGGCGCGCGUGCAGGUGUGGUUCCAGAAUCGGAGAGCCAAAUGCCGGAAACAGGAAAACCAGAUGCAUAAAGGUGUCAUCCUGGGCACGGCCAACCACCUAGACGCCUGCCGUGUGGCGCCCUACGUGAAUAUGGGGGCUUUGCGGAUGCCUUUCCAACAGGUCCAGGCUCAGCUGCAGCUGGAAGGCGUGGCCCACGCGCACCCGCACCUUCACCCGCACCUGGCGGCGCACGCGCCCUACCUGAUGUUCCCCCCGCCGCCCUUCGGGCUGCCCAUCGCGUCGCUGGCCGAGUCCGCCUCGGCCGCCGCCGUGGUCGCCGCCGCCGCGAAGAGCAACAGCAAGAACUCCAGCAUCGCUGACCUGCGGCUCAAGGCGCGCAAGCACGCGGAGGCCCUGGGGCUCUGA
Molecule: messenger RNA, 1209 nt
Organism: Cebus imitator (Panamanian white-faced capuchin)
Lineage: Eukaryota; Metazoa; Chordata; Mammalia; Primates; Cebidae
Gene: SHOX
Product: short stature homeobox
Exons: 5
Coding region: 331-1209 (292 amino acids)
Biological process (GO): regulation of transcription by RNA polymerase II
Cellular component (GO): nucleus
Molecular function (GO): DNA-binding transcription factor activity, RNA polymerase II-specific; sequence-specific double-stranded DNA binding
Source: RefSeq, a predicted model, not a curated record